Messenger RNA from Chrysemys picta bellii (western painted turtle), 8956 nucleotides. RefSeq names its product DDB1 and CUL4 associated factor 7 (gene DCAF7). Gene Ontology annotation, molecular function: protein binding. Gene Ontology annotation, cellular component: nucleus. NCBI's taxonomy places the organism in Eukaryota, Metazoa, Chordata, Testudines, Emydidae. The record is from RefSeq and is a predicted model, not a curated record.
GGCAGCCCGCGUGGUUUCCGCUCCUGUUGUGUGAGGGGCCGAAUCCCAAACGGCCUCCGCCGCGGCUCGCAGUGUCUCCGGGUUUGGAAGCCGGGACUCGGGGCCAGGAGCCGGCGGCGCCCUCCAGCCGCGUCCCCCGCUCGGCCCGUCUGCGCCCGGCUUCCGUAGGCCCCGCUCGGCGUCUCUCAGGCCUCGCUCGGACCGAGACCCCCUCCCCCCGCCCCGCGCGCGCCUCACCCGGGCCCUUGGCCCCUCGCCGGCUGCCCGUGGCCCCUGCCCGCGCCCCCCGGCCCCGCCAUGUCGCUGCACGGGAAGCGGAAGGAGAUCUACAAGUACGAGGCGCCCUGGACCGUGUACGCCAUGAACUGGAGCGUCCGGCCCGACAAGCGCUUCCGCCUGGCGCUCGGCAGCUUCGUGGAGGAGUACAACAACAAGGUCCAGCUUGUUGGUUUAGAUGAGGAGAGCUCAGAGUUCAUUUGCAGGAACACCUUUGAUCACCCAUAUCCUACUACAAAGCUCAUGUGGAUUCCUGACACCAAGGGAGUAUAUCCAGACCUGUUGGCAACCAGCGGUGAUUACCUGCGUGUGUGGAGAGUGGGUGAAACUGAGACCCGACUGGAGUGCUUGCUGAACAAUAAUAAGAACUCUGAUUUUUGUGCCCCGUUAACGUCGUUUGAUUGGAAUGAAGUGGAUCCUUAUCUUCUAGGUACCUCUAGUAUUGACACAACCUGUACUAUCUGGGGUCUGGAGACUGGGCAGGUAUUGGGAAGAGUAAAUCUGGUAUCGGGCCAUGUCAAGACCCAGCUUAUUGCACAUGACAAAGAGGUGUAUGACAUUGCAUUUAGCCGCGCGGGUGGCGGGAGAGACAUGUUUGCGUCAGUUGGCGCAGAUGGCUCAGUGCGGAUGUUUGACCUUCGUCAUCUGGAGCACAGCACCAUUAUCUAUGAGGAUCCGCAACACCAUCCGUUGCUGCGUCUCUGCUGGAACAAGCAGGAUCCCAACUAUCUUGCAACAAUGGCCAUGGAUGGUAUGGAGGUGGUGAUUCUAGACGUCAGAGUUCCCUGCACACCUGUUGCCAGGUUAAACAACCACAGAGCAUGUGUGAAUGGCAUUGCCUGGGCGCCUCACUCUUCCUGUCAUAUCUGUACGGCAGCGGAUGACCAUCAGGCUCUCAUCUGGGAUAUCCAGCAAAUGCCUCGUGCCAUUGAGGACCCAAUCUUGGCCUACACAGCAGAAGGGGAAAUCAACAAUGUACAGUGGGCAUCGACUCAGCCGGACUGGAUAGCUAUCUGCUACAACAACUGUCUGGAGAUCUUGAGAGUGUAACACUAUUGGUCUGUGGCAAACUGAGGCAGGGCUCUAUAACUUCCCCUCCCCUCUAAAGUAAGAACAAACAUGUUUCAAGUGGCCAGUAUCUUUUGUUGCUUUGCAUCUACUGUUCCAAGAAACUGUUGCAGGAGUUAAUGGCAGGUGUCGGCUGUCCCUACAAGACUCAGAAAACGAAGGGACGCACCCAGCCUCUUGGACCUUCUGGGUUUUGAUUUUAAUAUUUUUCUCAAUUAAAAAGUUCUGUAUAUCUGUUUGUUGACUGUGUUAAUGAGCAUUACAGGCUUUAAAUGACUAUUUUAAGUUGCUGCAUACGUCCAUGUGUUUGUCAGCCAGCUGAGACAGCACAUCCAAUUAGUUUGAUAGAUGUAAGUGCAAAACUAGGUGGAAAGAAAAGACAUUAAUAUUAACCACCGCCUUUGCAGGAAUUUUUAAUCAUUCCUGUUACUGUCCCUAAACCGUUUGAACGUUUUUAUAUAUUGGACUAAGUUUCUAUUAAGUAGGCUCUUCACCCUAGUUCUUAUUUUUGACAUGUGAUCCACUUCCAUAAGCCCCAAGCAGGAUCUGUUGAUGAUGGUGAUGGGUCAUGAGCAUCAUUGUAGGCUUCCUAGCAGUAAAACUGUUGCUGUUGCCUUGGCUAUGUGCCCCUGAGCAUUUGGUCAGAAUUGCCUGGUGCUGUGAAGUACCAUUACUUGUCGCACAGGUCUUUCAUUUUAACUGAUGCUAGAGGCAGUUGUUACUGUGGUGGGCCGUCAGUUAGAUCACUGAAUUAUUGAGUCUCCCACCGCUGUAUUACUUAACUGAAUGGUGACAAGAUUCACAGAGAAGAUACUAGCAUGACUAGAGCUAUUUUUGAAAACAUUUAGUAAAAAAUGUGACUUGUAAUGCAUUUUGGAUAGACACUUGCAGUCAAAUGAUUCCUCUAGAAAGCUUCCUAUCUGAACCAAAAUAAAAUGGUUUCACACCUUCUAGCUUACUUGAUUGGCAACUGUAAUUCUAAGCAAAAUUCUGUAUCUAACCUAUCUCUUGGAGUUUCUUUUGCAUUUGGCUCGUCUUCCUGGGAGUUCUAGAAAGUGAACGAGUGAAGAGCUAGCUUUUGUUCCUAAGAGCAAGGAGAGAAGCAUUAGCAUUGUAUUGUCAGAUCUUGUUGGAUGACUGUGAUAGAAGCAGUUAGAACAGCUGGUCUGCUGUCCAAAGGCAAGUCAUGCCCCUGUAAAGGAAAGUUUCCUAAAGUAACAUACAGGGUUGGGUCUAAAUUAAAAGAAGUUGCCCAAUGUGUGUCUCAAAUGGAGACCUUAUUUUGGCUCUAGUUGUCAUUCUUAGGUACUGCAACUCUUGUAAGAGGAGCAGGAUAGGUAUGCUGUGUGGGGAGCCUUCUAGUUUCAUCCAAGUUCCCUUUCUGAAGUGGAAAGGUGAAGGAGAGCGAGGCCGACCCUCUGUCACCAUGAUGCUUUAUGCGGAGGGAUAGCAAAAUUCUUUCAUUGUCUUAACAUGGCGGGUAGUUCGAAUGAUGUCGUUUUCUUGUUUUGAUCAGCUAACUGCAAUACCCUUCAAAUGAGAAGGUGACACAUUGAACACCACACUGGUGAGGUCUAACCAUCACCUUGUUCUGUAACAAUAGACUGAGCUGAUGAGGUCAAGAUCCAGAUCAGCUGACCCUGACUCAUUACUUUGAGAGACAAUCUUGAUAUUGAGUGAAAACCAAAGGUAGCAUUAUACAUAAAAAGGCAAAAUUUAAUUAUUUUUUUUCUAAGAAUAUUAGGCUUCCAAUUUGAAGUAGCUUCAGUUACAUACACCUUCUCUCCCAAGUCCCUGGCCAACUCUCUUGUAACCACAGGUUUUUAUUUUAAAUGCUCUGUCCCUCUUGUUCUGAGACCCAGACAAACAGGGAAGACUGGAAUGAGUCAAUGAAACUAAAUGUUCAGCCUGCUGUCAAGUGCAGAUUAAAAUUGAAAAAUAGAGAUGUCUGCUUUUUCAAUUAUAAUCUUAGAUGUUUCUGGUAACAAGCAGCAAAAAUUAUCCUACGGGUGACUUUUUAAAAAAUAGAAACCAGAGUAUACGAAAGCAUCUUAUUCAUCUGAUCACCUCUCAUUCGUGACGGAUAUUUACUCCCGUUAACAGUGCAGAGCAAACGCGUCUCUGGGAGAAUGAGGCGCAUUCUGUUCAGUCUCACACAUUGUCAAUAAAAUUCAUUAAGUUCCAAUUGCAGAAUUUUUAUUGAUGGGUGAGCCAUAAAGAACUGUCUGGUGUUCAGAUUCCUAGCAUGGUUGCAUGUUCCGAUUCUGGCAUGGUUGCCAGAUAGCUUACACAUGCAUCUCUGGUCUGCCAAGCGAAUUUGCUCCAGAAAUCAUUGAUCCACAAGUGUGGAACCUCCCAUUAAACUUGGGCACUCUUCAAAGUAGAGCUGCGCCUUUAAAGUUAAACUUAAAUAUGCAAGCAUGUUAGAAAAUGAAAGUUGCGUUUCUCAUAGCAACAUUCAUUUGUAUGGUGUAGGCUGCUUUCGUUUAGAUAUACUUGUAACAAUAGUACAUGAAAAAUUCUUGCAUGUGUAUCUAAAUACAAGUACUAGGCACAGUAUAAACAAGCUAAUGCCAGUGAGAGAAGCGUAAACCUUUUGCUUCCUGACUGUGCAAACUAAAUGUGUUUUAUAUAUAACAUUGCAAUAAGUUUUGCAUUUCAUGUUUUGGGGAAGUAGGGUUUUGGGGGAGAUGGGGGGGAGGACUACUUUCAUAAUGUUAGUAUUUAAAUAGUCCCAAUUAGGCUUUGAAGUUUUAUUCUGUUGAUGUAAAUUGUGUGGGUAAAGGUUGCGUUGCUGCUGCUUGGCUGCAGACAGAUUUCCGCAAGGCUUAGUUAACAGUGUAGCUGAACAUCUGUUUCUAGCUGCGGUCUUCAGAAGGAAAAAAUGAUAGCAACGUAAUGUUCUUUAAGCUGAACGCUUUUUGCAGAACUACAAAGAAUGUAUCAAAAAAGGUGGAUCCCAUGAUCUUAAUAACGGUUUCUUUCUUGUCCACCAUUUUCUCCAGUCUGAUCUUGACAGGUUCGUGUUUCAAUGAAAAACUUAGUUUCCUGCAAACUGUUUAUGGUCAGGCCAGACACUGAGCUAUGUGGUUUCUCUGCCCAUUACAGGCUGUAUUAGACAGAAUGGUAUUGACUCUUCUCUGUAGAUUGUUGUACUAUGCCCAUUACUGUGAUAUCUAAACACCUUUUAAGCCACACUCUUCCUCCCACCCAGCUGAGCGGUGGUCAUGGAGGACAAUUCACUUGGAGACGUUUUAGUUGAUAUAGUGAGAGAGAACUCUUUUUUGCGUUAAGGAAAGGGAAUAAACAUCCAGCUGAAACAGCCAAAGGGAUUUUCCUCAAACUUUCCAAAAAUAUAAUCCCACCUUGACUAAACAUAGUUUUAGACCAAUGAGAAUUGAGCAUUAAGAGCAUGUGAAAAUGAGACUAAAUGAGUACACACAACUUCAUAGCUUCCAUUACCAGCAGAAGUGGCUCUGUUAUGUAUACUGAGGAGGCCUCAGCUUGGGGGCCUUCCUCCCUAAGAUUUCUUGCAGAACAUUUGUGGCUUUGUCUAUAGCGAUUAGGCUUCUGAUCCAAAGGUCCUUGCAAUGGAAGCACCUGCUCGCUUGGCCAGUUCGACUGCUUUUGGCUUCUUUACUUGCUUUGGGUCAUGUCCUGCUGUCAUUCCAUAGGUGGAACCCCAGGGAAGCCAGGGGACAUUGAGGGCACAGACAUGAUUUGUUUUCAGAAGUCAUUUGGUAGCUUAAUGAGCAUUACUGAAAAUUACCCCAAACCUUUCUAGAUAAGGAGUUCAGUAAUCCAAAUGGCAUGUCCAUCUAGGUAAGGAAAUGAGGCUUCAGUGCCCCCGCCUUCCUGCUCUCACAAAAGGGGCAAUGAGGGAGGAGUUGAACUGUCCAUCAGUUCAUUUGUUUGCAUGGCAAAUUAACCCCCUUCCCUGAGAUGUAUUUGGGGCUGAGGGUUAAUGACCAAAAAACUACUCAGCAGCAGAGUCCACCUGCUGAAUAGUCCAAUUGGAUGUGGAAACCUUGCAGGGUUCCUUUGUGCUGAUGAAUUUAAAUACCUCAGCCCACCUUACCUUUACCUCUUGCCAAAUCUCCAUAAGCAUUAUUUCUUCCAGAGUUAGAGGAAAUAACUGGUUCAGUGACUCAUUUUGGUGGUGGCUUUUUAAAUGAUUGCGAGACUAUACAGAGAAACUGCCUUUACAUUUUGUGUCGGGGUGGGAGAAUAGAGAGGGAGGCCUUAGACCAGUGGUUCAUAACCUGUGGACCGCUUGUGGCCCAAUCAGCACACAGCUGAGGCCCAUGUGACAUCCUCAGGGCCAUACAGGUAGUAUAUGUAUUGUGUGGGUGCAGACCACAUAACACGGAGAGAGCUGCAUGUGUGGCCCCCAAUAGUAAAUGAGUUGAGAACCACGGCCUUAGACCUUUCGCUAAGCAUCAGUGAGCUUGGCACAGAAGUGAAUUUCGUAACGGGACUGAAGUGCCAUUUCUCCAACUUCACUAGUUUUGUAUCUUUUCUCUGGCUAACUGAUUCCAGCCAUUGGGCUGCAUUUUAAAAACCCAAUUGCCCGGGAUACCAACCAUCCCAUGGGCAGCUAAUAUGUUUUGGCUCCCAGCCCAAAGAUGAGGUGAGACUCUCAAAGCUAGCUGGAGGAUGAGCCAGUGCAUUUGUAUGUUAAAUCUGUAUAGCACUGAAUUAAAUCAGUCUGUGGUAGGUUGCCGCAACUAAACUUGCCCUGCCAUGUGCUAGGAUUUAAUAGUCAAGGUUGCCUUGACAAUCUCUUGAGUAAGAAAUUCAGUGGUCUCAAAGUACAGAAAGAGAAGAGGUUGAUACUGCAGAUUGUUCCUUACUUUAAGGCCCCCUGGGUACUUAUGGGAAGCAAGGCCUUGCUUCCCAUCAGAAUCAAAAUUCAUGAUCCCUUCAAAAUAUAGUUGUGAUCACACCUCUGCAUUGCUUCUAAUUACUUUUUUUGAACACUGGAUAACAAAGGUCAGCAACCAGAAUAGAUUCAUUGAUGAGAUGAUAAAUCCACAGCCGUGUGAUCUGUAGAUCGUUUCUUAACUGCGAUUCGAUUGGAGAAAUGUAUGUCUGUGCUAAUGUAUUGGCAUAUACAUACAUUUUUUUUUGGACUUUUGUUUAAAAAUAUAAGUUCUGGAAGCUGAGCACGCCGGUUUACGUGCUCUAGAUGGAACUUUAGCAGGUAUAUUUUUGUUAGGGUUAGGAAUGAAAUAACCUUCCUACCUCAGUCCUUUAAGGCUGGCGUUUGACUCUGAACCCUGUGUCCGAUUAAUAAAAUCUUAAAUACAGCGUGAGAGUUUCCUGACUGUUGCAGUUCCAAACUGGCUCUGGCUGGCAGCACAUGGGGACCUCUUUCACGCCAGAACCACCUGAGAAGCAACACCAAAAAUGCGAGCACUUGAAAAUGCUGUUAACACUACAAACUGUGAGGCUUUAUAUGCCGAUGACGGCAUGAUCCCGUAGGGAUCUCUCAAGCACUUGACUUUGCCUCUUGCCCAAACACAACUUUGUUUUGCUUCUUUUGGGUACUUUUAUUAUUGCCUAGUUGUGUUUGGGGGACCCUGGAAUUAGGUGCCCUUUCAAACAUAUGGCAGUAAUGAUAGGUGGUUUGGGUAGAUAGUUAUCUUGGGAUGUAGGUGAAUUCUGCAGUCUUUGUCAGUUCCAUAAUGUCAGGAAAAUUGAUGCAGCUUUCUGUGACUUAAGAUGCAGAAUUCAAAGAUCUUUGACUAUCAAAAUUCCUUGGUACUGACUAUCUUAACCCUUUCCGUAUACGCAGCACAGGCAGAAACAAAUAAAUCACAAGGUGCAGCUCCGUGCACAGUAGGGCUGUACAAUUGUUUAUACCUCCCUCAAAGUAUUGAAAGGGUUAGUCAUCCCGCUACUGCCACACAAAAUGGUUCUGCCACUUCAAACCCAAGGGAAGCAUUAUCCAGUCAGUGGACAGUUAAGGUAUCUCUGAAUGACUUCAGUUGCUUUUCACUCCAAGGCCACUGGUUCAAAUCCCAGUCCAGGCAUUGUUUUGAUCCGUGGUCUGUAUGAAAUGAGGUUGUUUCCAGAUCUGGUUCCUAAUGGGCAGGAGUACAUUUGGCUCUAGAUGGGCCCCCUUAUUAAUGUCUGCAGGGAAGCCUACGGAUUUAAUGCUAGGUGGCACUUAAACAGCACUUUUCCAUGUUUGCUUGGCAACCAAAUUUCCCUAGGGAAGGUCGCUCUAAGUCAUAGGUGAGGUACAUUGGCAAAGGUAGGGGGAGUGAAGAGACUUGCACUGCCCGUGCUGUAGCCAGAGGGUCUCACUCUCUAAGGUUUUUGAUCCAGCACCUUUCACCAGCACUGAAAUAGUAACAAACGUGUGACUAGACACCAGCUACCGGGGUGCUUGUCUGGCAAUUGGAGACAGAGCAUAGAGGCAAGAGCAGUUCUAAGAGGAAGUUGCACACUAUUGCGCUAGACUUCUGGACAGCCUUUAGUCUGCCCAGUAUCUCAAACUGCCUCUUCUGGCGCACAGAUACCAUCAAUCUAGAAUUUCCUUGCUGGUGAGGAAAAUGACCUGCUUGGCUUCCUUUUCAGAUAAGCUAAUAAAGGACAAUGCUGAGGUUUUUUUUAUUAUUUUUGCAAGGUUCUGCAGCCACAACAAACUACAGGCCCUGGUUCCAUCUCUCAUUCAUACACACUAGUCAGCAUCUCUUAGAAUGUCCAUUUUCCUGUUUGUAAAAUAUGCAAGUUUCCUUCUAUGCGAGAGACAGUAAUUGGUCAGGCAAAUCCAAAUGAAGGCACACAGGACUUGCUAAACAAAGGGGGAAGGACUCUGGCAGUAAAUAGUACUGCUGUGAAGCAAUGUUAUUUCGACAACCUGGUGAAUAUGAUUUUGUGGUAUCUGCUAUUUAAAAGGAACUUUUUUUACUUGGGUUGCCAGCAGUGUACAAUGUAAUGAAUAAAUCUGUCGAGAUGAAGCUUUUUUUUUUUUACUACUAGUAAUUAAAUAGAUGUUCAUUUUGUUAUGUGUAUUCCCUUCUGCUGUUCCCCUUUAAAGUCCCAUUGUGAUAACUUCCUGAAGGUGUGAUCUUUGUAGCAUGAUUGUACAAACAUACAUAUGAAAUCCCAGAUUUCUUGUUCUCACUAAAAUGUUAAAGCAAUAGCGAUUUUACUGCUGUCAUGCAUAGCCUAAGGUGUUUGCACACUUUUUUCCUCCCUCUUUCAUAUUGCUUGAGAUUUGCAACUUUGCUACUAUACUUUACUAGAGGAAUCCUAGCAUCCCAUUAUCGGGCAGAUUCAGACCUGUUGUUGCCACGAGUAACUGCAGUGUCCUGGUAUUCCUUUUUUAAUUAUUUUUAUGGAGAAACCAUAUAAAAGGUUUUGUUACAGUGGAUUUUAACACCUGAACCCUGGAACCAUAUUAUUGAAACUCUGUAAAUUAAGUCAGUCUUUUAUGAAACCGCUUGAAAGUGGAAUGUUGCAUCCUUUUAUGCUAUUUCCUGCUUCCUAUGUAGUUUUAUUCAAUUUUUUAACCUUUUUAAGUUUCAGCCUCCUGUGUAUUAGGUACAGUAUUUUCUGCCUUUCAUACUUUGUAAUAAAAAUUGAACAUUUAUAGAUUGAA